Molecule: messenger RNA, 1784 nt
Organism: Siniperca chuatsi (mandarin fish)
Lineage: Eukaryota; Metazoa; Chordata; Actinopteri; Centrarchiformes; Sinipercidae
Exons: 3
Coding region: 211-411 (66 amino acids)
Biological process (GO): endoplasmic reticulum unfolded protein response
Cellular component (GO): endoplasmic reticulum
Source: RefSeq, a predicted model, not a curated record
GCUUCAGGGUUAGCUCUUUCGGCUAGCAGCUAGCUAACAAUUAGCAUUUCAUUCGGACGCUACCUCCCCGAUAACACAGAAACGAUCCCGGCAGAGAUUCUCCAACAGCGGGACAUUUUCACUGGCACCGGCGCGCCUCCGCCCUCUUCUCCUCCCGGUUGUCCCCGGCUCUCCGUCCUCCUGGUCCAGACCGGUCGUUUAACCCGAAACAUGUCGGCGGUGCAGAGGAUGAAAGUGGCGAACGAGCGGCACAGCAAGACCAUCACACAGCGGGGACACGUCCAGAAAACAUCGCGGCCAGUCAACGAGGAAAAGUCUCCGGUGGGCCCGUGGCUGCUCGCGCUGUUCGUCUUCGUGGUUUGUGGGUCAGCCAUCUUCCAGAUCAUCCAGAGCAUCAGGCAGGGCAUGUGAUGACCUUUGACCCUGGAGCCGAGCCUGUCACCUGGGGGGGGGGGACACGUCGGCAUCAUGACCCCACCGACCACACACACACAUAUACACACACACACACUUAAACACACUCACACACACUCGUUCCUGUGGAGUUUAAAUCUGAGCUGUUUUCUCUCCCCCCUCUCCCCCUCACAGUAAAUCACAUGAUUGUGAGUUUUUCGUUGUUUUUUACGUCCCUCACUGUUGAUGAAGCUGAUCAGAUAUUGGUUAUUGAUUGCUUGUCAGACGAAGUCUUAACUCUUCCUCCUGUCGGUCGUCCGGCUGCUUCUUCUUCUCUGCCGCUGCCGUUUGACUGGAGCUGAUGUGUUUUUGUAGAUCGGCUGAGAUUCUCCUGGAAGCUCGCCAUCGUCCCCGCGGAUCGUCUUGUUAAACCGGCCGUCGGUUUUGUCGGUUGACUUCCUGUCAGGCGCCGCUGUUUGUGGUCGUUGAGUAAAAUGUCGGAGGAACGAGCACUGCUGUGAAUUCUCUUCUAGAAGCCGGUGUUCAAGUAGCCUCAACGAACAAAUCAAGGCUGCUCGCUGAUAAAGCUGACGUUAACGUUUACUUCCUGUAAAUAUUUCACAUUAAAAGUCUUCCUUCCUGCCUGUUACUGCUAGGCUUUUAAUGUGAAAUAUUUACAGGGAGCGUUCAUUGACAGAUCAGGAAAAACGGGAUUAAACGGUCGUUCCAGAUCCAUGUAGUUAAAAUACAACGCAGCGAUGAAGCCUUUCGCUCCUGGCUGCCAGCGUUUACAGUCGGCACAGCAGCGUUUGGCGGAGGUGGUCGUGUCUGUUCGGACGGCGUGAUAUCCGGCUGUCCGAACAGAUGAGGCGAUGGUCACGCUGCAGACCGUCUGUCCGGUUUACAAAACGGAGAACGAGACGUCUGCAGAGAGCGAAGCGUACAAACGAUUAAAGGCGACGUUCUCGGCAACAAAACAAACCUUAGACAGCGUUUGGAAAGUGGCCGCUGCUUCGCUCUGCGGUCUCCAGCAGCGGCGUGAAGCAGGAUGGGUAUUUACGGGACUGAAAGCAGCACUUUGGUCAAAAUGUUUCCUUUUCUCCGGGAAGCGAGAGCCUGUGCAGCGGCUCCAGCCUGGCGGAAAGCGUUUUACAGCUCUCGCCUCGAUGUAGAAACCAGUAAACGUGAGAUCACGUCUGACAUCGGCUCAUCGCUUCAGUCAAACUUUGGGCCAACGUUUCCGCUGGGCGCGUUGAUCCGAAGAGACCGUAAACCUUUCACAGCGGCUGGUUUAGUUUCUGGAAAGGUGAAGCGGUCAGAGGUGAAGCGAGCCUCCUGCUGGACGACAUGCUCCGCUUUUAUACAAAAUAAACCACAUAUUUUUCUCUAAA